This is a messenger RNA of Protopolystoma xenopodis, 330 nucleotides long. The record is from the annotation of a GenBank genome assembly. Lineage: Eukaryota; Metazoa; Platyhelminthes; Monogenea; Polystomatidea; Polystomatidae.
AUGGCCCAUGACAUGAUGGCUUCAGAUACAGAUGCAAUCUUUGCCCAAGAACUGGAGGACCCUUUACUCUUGCAGCCGAGUUUUCAGUCUUUGCGUAUGACCAGGGCAAGGAAGAAUACAUCGCAGCGCAUGCCUCCACGGAGGUCAGCCCGUCUGUGUGCCCGCCAACUUGAGCUACCAGCGGCCGGUGAUGACGCUCCGCUGCUGGAUCGAAAGCAGCUGGUCUCGCUGGGCCCACCUGUAGUCAUGGAAGAAUUUUUGAUGGAGGUAAAUCCGAAUUAUGGUAUAAUCACUAAUAAAUCCGUCCUCAAAAGUAUCACCUGUCUGUGA